Oncorhynchus nerka (sockeye salmon) is the source of this 1377-nucleotide messenger RNA. Its product is annotated as tumor necrosis factor ligand superfamily member 11-like. NCBI's taxonomy places the organism in Eukaryota, Metazoa, Chordata, Actinopteri, Salmoniformes, Salmonidae. The record is from RefSeq and is a predicted model, not a curated record. The transcript is spliced from 2 exons. Bases 268 to 1047 code for a protein of 259 amino acids. Gene Ontology annotation, molecular function: tumor necrosis factor receptor binding. Gene Ontology annotation, biological process: immune response. Gene Ontology annotation, cellular component: membrane.
AUAUGUAGUCAUAAAUAAUGUUUUUCGCACAGUGUUUUACAACAGCACCCCUGGUGGUGUUAAAAAGCUAUUCCAAUUCAUCUGUAAUCUGAUUGGUCCUCAAAGAGGGGGUACUAAACUGAGAAAACCACCUCUUAAAACGUCUAUUGGUAAUGAGAAUACGCAGAUAUACAAACAUAUCUCGGGGAAAGCAUAGACUAACAUUGGGUCUGUUUUUAUGAAACACAGUGGAUAUUUAACGUUCAGUAUUAAACGGAUCUUUAUGAAAUGGAAAGCAGUCUGCCAAGAUUUCAGCAGCUCAGGAGAACAGAAGCAACUUCAAACAGAACUCUUAUUGGUACCGUCGUUUUCAUGGGAUUACUUCAAGUGGUAUCAAGUGUUGCUGUAGUACUUCACUUGACAGGUCAUCUUCAACAGGUCACCCAGACCGGACCAGCCCUAGUUGAGACUUCGGACGACCUCCAGAGAGGGGAGUCACAGAGGUGCCCAAAAAAACCCAGGGAGGUCACACCAUCAGCCCACCUGCCCAUUCAGCCUCCCAGUGGGCACAUCCAGAGAGAUAUCCAGAACACAAUGAUCCACUGGGACCACACCCAUGGACACCUGUCCAAGAUCGGGUACCAUGACGGAAGGAUCCUGGUCCGCGAGGGAGGCCUGUACUACAUCUACGCCAAAACCUGCUUCAGGUACUACGACCAGGUAGAGGAGUCACUGUUGGAGUCUGGGUCUCAUGCUCCAGGGAGAAAAGGGGCUUCAGCAGAGCCUAGCAUUCACAGAGAAGAUGGGGCCGGGGCUGGUGCCCUUCUUAUACAAUACGUGUUCCACGAGCGUCACAGUCACAGUGCCCCCCUCAGGCCAGCUGUGCUGAUGAAAAGCGGCAGCACCAAGCACUGGCAGAGGGGCCACUACCACAUGUGUUGUCAGCAGCAGGGAGGGGCUUUCCCCCUGGGACCCGGGGACAGUAUCUAUGUCAGCGUGUCCAACUCCUGGCUGCUGGACCCGGAAGCUGAGGGAAGCUACUUCGGGGCCUUCAGAAUCAGCAGAUGAUGAAUGAGCAAGGAGACGCAGGGCAAUUAAUUGAUAAAUUAGUAACUGAUAUAUCUUUAAUCCCAUUCCCAGCUCAGGGCUGUAGAUGAGGUGGAAUUAUUAUCUGUUAGAUAGCUGGACUGUCUGCAUAUGGAAUAGAUUUUUGUAUUUUUAUACUGUGAGAACAAACUGAAUUUGGCUCACUUUUAAUUUAGUUUAAUGAAGUUAGUUUUAUGAAGUUUUCAAUAUUUAUGUAUUUUCUGAUGUCUCUCGUAUUCAAUUCUGUGUUCAGUUUUUUGUGUGUUUAUAGAACAUUCCAAUAAAGCCACAUACACUUGUACAAAUACAGGA